AGAAAGGUUUCCGAGGACACACUACGAUCUGAAUUCCCAGCUGAUACAAGAGAUGGUCAGGAAGCCGGUGGUGUCCGCCGUCUCCAACGGAGGCUACCUGGCCGGGAGCGCGAGCGGGCAGCUGCCGGCCCCGGGCGGCCAGGAGCCCCCGGGGCCGCAGAAGGUGGUGCUGAAGCAGAAGAUCACGCUGCUGCGCGGCGUGUCCAUCAUCAUCGGCACCAUCAUCGGGGCCGGCAUCUUCAUCUCGCCCAAGGGCGUGCUGCAGAACACGGGCAGCGUGGGCAUGUCCCUGCUGGUCUGGUCCCUCUGCGGGGUCCUGUCGCUGUUCGGUGCCUUGUCCUAUGCGGAACUGGGAACAAGUAUAAAGAAAUCUGGUGGCCAUUACACCUACAUCCUGGAAGUCUUUGGCCCCCUACCAGCUUUUGUCCGCGUGUGGGUGGAACUACUCAUAAUACGCCCUGCAGCCACUGCUGUGAUAUCAUUGGCAUUUGGACGCUACAUUCUGGAGCCAUUUUUUGUUCAGUGUGAAAUUCCUGAACUUGCAGUCAAGCUCAUUACAGCUGUGGGCAUAACGGUGGUGAUGGUCCUGAACAGCAUGAGCGUCAGCUGGAGCGCCCGGAUCCAGAUCUUCCUGACCUUCUGCAAGCUCACGGCAAUCCUGAUAAUUAUAGUCCCUGGAGUCAUGCAGCUAAUUAAAGGGCAAACACAACACUUCAAAGAUGCCUUUUUGGGAAGAGACGCGAGCCUGAUGGGGUUGCCGCUGGCAUUUUAUUAUGGGAUGUAUGCGUACGCAGGCUGGUUUUAUCUCAACUUUGUUACUGAAGAAGUGGAUAAUCCUGAAAAAACCAUCCCCCUGGCCAUCUGCAUCUCCAUGGCCAUCGUCACGGUGGGCUAUGUGCUCACCAACGUGGCCUACUUCACCACCAUCAGCGCUGAGGAGAUGUUGCUGUCCAAAGCCGUGGCCGUGACCUUUUCCGAGAGGCUCCUGGGAAAUUUCUCAUUAGCUGUUCCCAUCUUUGUGGCCCUGUCCUGCUUCGGCUCCAUGAACGGCGGGGUGUUUGCUGUCUCCAGGUUGUUCUAUGUGGCGUCUCGAGAGGGUCACCUUCCGGAAAUCCUCUCCAUGAUUCAUGUCCGCAAGCACACUCCCCUCCCAGCUGUCAUCGUCCUGCACCCCUUAACGAUGAUAAUGCUCUUCUCGGGGGACCUCUACAGCCUCCUGAACUUCCUCAGUUUCGCCAGGUGGCUUUUUAUUGGGCUGGCAGUGGCCGGGCUGAUUUAUCUUCGAUACAAACGCCCAGAUAUGCAUCGUCCUUUCAAGGUGCCGCUCUUCAUCCCGGCCUUGUUCUCCUUCACGUGCCUCUUCAUGGUGGUGCUGUCCCUGUACUCGGACCCGUUUAGCACUGGUGUGGGCUUCGCCAUCACCCUGACCGGGGUCCCUGCGUACUAUCUCUUCAUCAUCUGGGACAAGAAGCCCACAUGGUUCAGAAGAAUAUCAGACAAAAUAACCAGAACAUUACAAAUAAUACUGGAAGUUGUACCAGAAGAAGAUUGUCAUAAAUUAUGAAUUAGUGCAUUCAGAAUCUUGGCCCUCUGUCCUUGGCCUUGUUUCUGCCCAACAGGUAGAAACACAAUUUGGAUCUCCACUUCAUUUUCUGAAAAUCCAGAGGAUUGAAACUUUGGUGAUGGACUAAAGGAGUCCAUUGUUUCUGUUCAUCUCUUUUAGUGUAUUCAAGCUGGUUCUAAGAAACGUAGUCAUAACUCCAUGCAGCUGCGGGAGCUGAGGCGUGGUUGGCUCAUGAGUUGACAAGGCUCUUGCGUCGCCCGGGCCUGGCUGGUGGGCGAGGGAGUCAGGCUGUGGUGUGUUCAGGCUGUCAGUGGCCAUUUUCU
This is a messenger RNA of Talpa occidentalis (Iberian mole), 1887 nucleotides long. It is a transcript of the gene SLC7A11, whose product is annotated as solute carrier family 7 member 11. Lineage: Eukaryota; Metazoa; Chordata; Mammalia; Eulipotyphla; Talpidae. Gene Ontology annotation, molecular function: L-amino acid transmembrane transporter activity. Gene Ontology annotation, cellular component: membrane. Gene Ontology annotation, biological process: amino acid transmembrane transport. The transcript is spliced from 14 exons. The record is from RefSeq and is a predicted model, not a curated record. Bases 53 to 1564 code for a protein of 503 amino acids.